AUGCCACCCACAUCAACUAUAAAAGUGCACCAUAAAGCGUUGCCAUUAAUCACCGUGAACUUGUCAGGAGUAAUAGCAAUAAAUCAUUCGUUUUUCGACUCGAAUUCGGUUCUGAUACUGGGAUAUAGAAAUGAAUCUGCAAAGUGCUUGACUGGAACAAUUUUAAAGCAGUUUAAGCAGAUGAUGAUGAUGAUGAUAAUUUUCAAGUGCUGA
This is a messenger RNA of Clunio marinus, 213 nucleotides long. The record is from the annotation of a GenBank genome assembly. Lineage: Eukaryota; Metazoa; Arthropoda; Insecta; Diptera; Chironomidae.